AUGGCUGUGGCGGUACCCAACUGCCACUCGAGGGUGUCGAUGUCCGUCUCAAUGAGUUUAAUGCAAGGUACAGCUGGGCCGACGGCCGGUGCAGGGCAGCAAGGGGGGCUCCAUGGGGCCCAACCCUAUUACCAUCCUCAACACGCCGCGACCCCGGCCCAUACACAGGAACAGGUCCAACCGGAUAGGCCCAUUGGGUAUGGAGCAUUUGGAGUCGUUUGGGCCGUGACAGACCCCAGAGACGGUAGACGAGUGGCAUUAAAAAAAUUACCAAAUGUGUUCCAAUCGGUGGUGUCGUCGAAGAGGGUGUUUAGGGAAUUAAAAAUGCUGUGUUUCUUCAAGCACGAAAACGUUCUUUCAGCCUUAGAUAUCCUUCAGCCUCCACAUCUGGACUUCUUCCAAGAAAUAUAUGUAAUUACGGAGUUGCUGCAAAGCGAUCUACAUAAAAUUAUAGUUUCACAUCAACCCCUGUCAUCGGACCAUAUAAAAGUUUUCCUGUACCAGAUUCUUAGAGGUUUAAAAUAUUUACAUUCAGCUAGGAUACUACAUAGGGAUAUCAAACCCGGAAAUCUUCUGGUAAAUAGUAAUUGUGUUCUAAAGAUCUGUGAUUUUGGCUUAGCGAGAGUAGAAGAACCCGACACCAAUAAGCAUAUGACGCAAGAAGUGGUGACGCAAUAUUAUAGGGCGCCCGAAAUCCUGAUGGGGGCGAAACAUUACUCAGCCGCGGUGGACGUAUGGUCUGUGGGGUGUAUUUUCGGCGAACUUUUGGGCAGAAGGAUACUCUUUCAGGCGCAAAACCCCGUCCAGCAGUUGGAACUGAUUACGGAACUGCUAGGCACGCCAUCUCUAGAGGACAUGAAGUACGCUUGCGAGGGCGCCAAAUCGCACAUGUUGAGGAGGGCGCCAAAACCGCCAUCGUUAUCAGCGUUGUACACUUUGUCGUCGCAAGCCACUCACGAAGUGGUGCAUUUACUCUGUCAAAUGUUGGUGUUCGAUCCGGACAAACGAAUUACUGUUGUGGACGCUUUGGCUCAUCCGUAUUUAGACGAAGGUAGGUUAAGGUAUCACUCGUGCAUGUGCAAAUGUUGCUAUACGACGGCCAGCGGUAUGAGGCAGUACACGUCGGAAUUCGAGAGUACGGCGCCCCAACCCUUCGAUGAUCAUUGGGAGAAGAAACUCACCACUGUACAGCAAGUCAAAGAAGAGAUGCAUAAAUUCAUAGCCGAGCAACUCAACACGAGUCGAGUCCCUUUAUGUAUAAAUCCCCAAUCUGCGGCGUUCAAGAGUUUCGCCAGCUCGACGGUGGCCCACCCCUCGGAAUUGCCCCCAUCGCCCCACCAAUGGGAAUCGCCUAGGAUAGUGGUCAGAAGAUAA
Molecule: messenger RNA, 1374 nt
Organism: Psylliodes chrysocephalus
Lineage: Eukaryota; Metazoa; Arthropoda; Insecta; Coleoptera; Chrysomelidae
Source: the annotation of a GenBank genome assembly